AUGACACCAGUACUCCCCGGCACCAAAACACAAGAACUACCCCGACCCCAGUACUACCCCGACACCAGUAAUCCCCCGACACCAGUACACCACGACACCAGUCCUCCCCCGACACCAGUACACCACGACACCAGUUCACCACGACACCAGUCCUCCCCCGACACCAGUACUCCCCGACACCAAAACAGAAGCACUCCUCCGACACCACUACUCGACGACACCAUCCUCCCCCGACACCAGUACACCACGACACCAAUACACCACGACACCAUUCCUCCCCCGCCACCAGUUAACCACGACACCAGUACACUACGACACCAGUACACCACGAAACCAGUACACCACGACACCAGUCCUCCCCCGACACCAGUACACCACGACACCAAAACACCACGACACCAGUUCUCCCCCGACACCAGUACACCACGACACCCGUACUACCCCAGAUACCAGUACUCCCCCGACACCAGUAUUCCACGACACCAAUACAACACGACACCAGUCCUCCCCGGACACCAGUACACCACGACACCCGUACUCCCCCAGAUACCAGUACUCCCCCGACACCAGUACUACCCCAGAUACCAGUACUCCCCCGACACCAGUACUCCUCGACACCAAUACACCACGACAACAGUCUUCCCCCGACACCAGUACACCACGACAACAGUACACCACAACACCAGUCCUCCCCCGACACCAGUACACCACGACACCCGUACUCCCCCGACACCAGUUCUCCUCGACACCAAUACACCACGACAACAGUCCUCCCACGACACCAGUACACCACGACAACAGUACACCACAACACCAGUACUCCCCGACACCAGUACUACCCCGACACCAGUACUCCACGACACCAGUACUCCCCGACACCAGUACUCCCCGACAGCAGUACACCGAGACAGCAGUACACCAAGACACCACGACACCACGACACCCGUACUCCCCCGACACCAGUACACCACAACACCAGUACUACUCCGACACCAGUACACCCCCGACACCAGUCCUCCCCCGACACCAGUACACCACGACACCAGUACUCCCCGACACCAGUACUAUCAAGACACCAGUACACCACGACACCAGUACUUCCCGACAAUAGUACAUCCCCGACACCAAAAACGACAACCAGGACUGGAGAGAGAUGACGACAGAGAGACGACAACGGCGACAGAGCAGGAGAUACAUAACAACAGACAGAAGGCAACAGCGAGAGAGAAGGAGAUACAUAACAACAGACAGAAGGCAACAGCGAGAGAGAAAGAGAUACAUAACAACAGAUGGAAGGCAACAACGAGAGAGAAAAAGAUACAUAACAACAGAUGGAAGGCAACAACGAGAGAGAAGGAGAUAUAUAACAACAGACAGAAGGCAACAGCGAGAGAGAAGGAGAUACAUAACAACACACAGAAGGCAACAACGAGAGAGAAGGAGAUACAUAACAACAGACAGAAGGCAACAGCGAGAGAGAAGGAGAUACAUAACAACAGACAGAAGGCAACAGCGAGAGAGAAAGAGAUACAUAACAACAGAUGGAAGGCAACAGCGAGAGAGCAGGAAAUACAUAACAACAUAUGGAAGGCAACAGCGAGAGAGAAGGAGAUACAUAACAACAGACAGAAGGCAACUGCGAUAGAGAAGGAGAUACAUAACAACAGACGAUGGAAGGCAACAGCGAGAGAGCAGGAAAUACAUAACAACAGAUGGAAGGCAACAGCGAGAGAGCAGGAAAUACAUAACAACAGAUGGAAGGCAACAGCGAGAGAGCAGGAAAUACAUAACAACAUAUGGAAGGCAACAGCGAGAGAGAAGGAGAUACAUAACAACAGAUGGAAGGCAACAGCGGGAGAGAAGGAGAUACAUAACAACAGACAGAAGGCAACAACGAUAGAGAAGAAGAUACAUAACAGACAGAAGGCAACAGCGAUAGAGAAGGAGAUACAUAACAACAGAUGGAAGGCAACAGCGGGAGAGAAGGAGAUACAUAACAACAGACAGAAGGCAACAGCGAGAAAGAAGGAGAUACAUAACAACAGACAGGAAGCAACAGCGAGAGAGAAGGAGAUACAUAACAGCAGACAGAAGGCAACAGCGAUAGAGAAGGAGAUACAUAACAACAGACAGGAAGCAACAGCGAGAGAGAAGGAGAUACAUAACAACAGACAGAAGGCAACAACGAUAGAGAAGAAGAUACAUAACAGACAGAAGGCAACAGCGAUAGAGAAGGAGAUACAUAACAACAGAUGCAAGUCAACAGCGAUAGAGAAGGAGAUACAUAACAACAGACGGAAGGCAACAGCGAGAGAGAAGGAGAAACAUAACAACAGACAGAAGGCAAUAACGAGAGAGAAGGAGAUACAUAACAACAGACAGAAGGCAACAGCUAUAGAGAAGGAGAUACAUAACAACAGAUGGAAGGCAACUGCGAUAGAGAAGGAGAUACAUAACAACAGACAGAAGGCAAUAACGAGAGAGAAGGAGAUACAUAACAACAGACAGAAGGAGAUACACAACAACAGAUGGAAGGCAACUGCGAUAGAGAAGGAGAUCCUUAAGAACAGAUGGAAGGCAACAGCGAUAGGGAAGGAGAUACAUCACAACAGACAGAAGGCACCAGCGAUAGGGAAGGAGAUACAUAACAACAGAUGGAAGUCAACAACGAGAGAGAAGGAGAAGCAUAACAACAGACAGAGGGCAACAGCGAUAGAGAAGGAGAUCCUUAAGAACAGAUGGAAGGCGACAACGAGAGAGAAGGAGAUACAUAACAACAGACAGAAGGCAACAGCGAUAGAGAAGGAGAUACUUAAGAACAGAUGGAAGGCAACAACGAGAGAGAAGGAGAUGCAUAACAACAGACAGAGGGCAACAGCGAUAGAGAAGGAGAUACAUAACAACAGACAGAAGGCAACAGCGAGAGAGAAAUAG
Mizuhopecten yessoensis (Yesso scallop) is the source of this 2934-nucleotide messenger RNA. Its product is annotated as bromodomain-containing protein 4B-like. Lineage: Eukaryota; Metazoa; Mollusca; Bivalvia; Pectinida; Pectinidae. Bases 1 to 2934 code for a protein of 977 amino acids. The transcript has 4 exons. The record is from RefSeq and is a predicted model, not a curated record.